Messenger RNA from Aptenodytes forsteri (emperor penguin), 1649 nucleotides. RefSeq names its product RNA binding motif protein 41 (gene RBM41). The transcript has 7 exons. Gene Ontology annotation, biological process: mRNA splicing, via spliceosome. The record is from RefSeq and is a predicted model, not a curated record. Bases 1 to 1365 code for a protein of 454 amino acids. Lineage: Eukaryota; Metazoa; Chordata; Aves; Sphenisciformes; Spheniscidae. Gene Ontology annotation, cellular component: U12-type spliceosomal complex. Gene Ontology annotation, molecular function: pre-mRNA intronic binding; U12 snRNA binding.
AUGGCAAAAAGUGUCAACAACGUGUCCCAGGACUCUUCCGAUUCUGCCUGCCAGUCCCUGAAUGCCUCAGAUCAAGGAGGUAGAGAGGCCGUAGCAGUGGUGCGUUUCAAGCAGUGUUUUCCCUGUUGCCUUACUGACCACCUCCAUGCUGUGCUUGUGUGCCCCAGGGUCAACAGCAGCCUGUCCAGCGAUGAGCUCCUCCUAGAAGACUUGGAGACAGAAGGAGAGAGGCAGCUGAAGAGCCUCCUUCACCACCAGCUUGAUACCACUGUCUCCAUCGAGCAGUGCAAAUCAAAGCGGAGAUGCUUUGCCCCUGCAGCUUUUUACAAGCCUUUUGGGGAAGAGGCUGCGGGGGCUUUGACCUUGUCGCAGUUCCAGGCCCUGCAGGAGAGCAACAAAGAAACUGCCUCUCUCCGGGAACUGGGGCUCUCCGACUCAGAGAUUCUGCUCUGGAAGAACCAGGCUUCAACAGGGAAGGGCUCUGGGCUGGGAGCAGCCCCAGAGGCCACGCAGGACCGACUCCAUGCCAUCCAGGAGAAGAUGGAAGAGCGUCAGCGCAUACUUGCUCUGCCCCAGAGGUUUGCUGGCAGCAAGCAGCUGAGCCGGCGGGAGAUGGAGAUUGAAAACGCCCUCUUUCAGGGGACAGACCGCCACUCCUUCCUCCGGGCGCUCUACCACCAAGAUGACACUCAGAAGAGGGUAACAGAUGAAAAGGACCCCAUGGUUCAUCUGGAGAGUGUUUACCAAGAGCUGCUGAGCAAGAAGUGGCCUGAAGAAGUCCAGCCUACCAAGAGUGACCCAUGCUUGUACCCUUCCCUGGCCCUGCAGGGACCUGUGGCUGAGGAGUCAUCACUUCCAGACCAGGAAAAGCAGGCAGAACAGGCAAGAAGUCCCAGCCUUCCUGCAACAAUGCCCCACCAGUCCCCUCCAAGGCUUGUGAUUAUCAAAGAGCCUGUAGAGUUUGUCCCUGAAGAGGAGAUCUGCAAGAACCGUCUCUCAGAGGAAGAACUCCGGAAUAUACCCAGGUUCUCAUCCUACCAUCCUGGGGAGCCCAACAAGGUGUUGUAUUUGAAGAACCUGGGCCCUCGAGUGAUGAUGAAGGACCUAGUGUCCUUGUUUGCUCGGUUCCAGAAGGAGGACAGCCCACCGAUCCAGUUCCGCCUCCUGAGUGGCCGGAUGAGGGGUCAGGCUUUCAUCACCUUCCCUGAUACUCAGUUGGCCCAGGACGCCAUGCUGUUGGUGAACGGGUACAAUCUGCAGGGGAAGCCGCUGGUGAUUGAAUUUGGGAAAAGCAAGGGGCAUUUGCCAGAGGCUGACUCUGCCAUCCCCUGCUCCUCUGCUGGAGAGAACCCCCCUGCCAAGUAAGGGAUGGAUAAUGGGGAACCUUGUGGAUUUGCAUGGGCCGUGGGAACUCCUUGGUCGUAACUGGGACAAUGAAGGACUGUUGGGAGUUAACAUGCAGUUCCAUAAAUCUCAAAGUGGGGAAGGAAGAGAACUGGGGGGACUAGGCUCUUCCUUGAGAGAGAUGGGCACUGUCUUUACACUGUUGGGGUGUACUGGCUUUUUCCUCCUGUUCUAUAUGCGUGUCUGCCUUCUCAGCCCUUUGUGGCAAGGAGGGAGGGAGGAAACCAUGUAAAUAAAUAUAUUUA